Messenger RNA from Suillus subaureus, 593 nucleotides. Its product is annotated as H/ACA ribonucleoprotein complex, subunit Nop10. Gene Ontology annotation, molecular function: telomerase RNA binding; box H/ACA snoRNA binding. The coding region runs from base 255 to 449 and encodes 64 amino acids. Gene Ontology annotation, biological process: ribosome biogenesis; positive regulation of telomerase RNA localization to Cajal body; snRNA pseudouridine synthesis. Gene Ontology annotation, cellular component: box H/ACA telomerase RNP complex; box H/ACA snoRNP complex. Lineage: Eukaryota; Fungi; Basidiomycota; Agaricomycetes; Boletales; Suillaceae. The record is from RefSeq and is a predicted model, not a curated record. The transcript has 4 exons.
CUCCCGUAAUGCCUUUAUAUGGGCUUUUUGCUCGUCGGAAUACUGGUAUAUGGGCUGCACGGCAGUGCCUGGCUCUGGGGUAGUAAGGACAGCAUUGACCAUGGUGUGAAAUGAAGAGCUCGGUGAAAGAAAUUGAACAAAUACCGUGACUACCGUGCCACACGUAUGCUCACAUAGCACAUGGUGGACUUAGUAAUAGAUAGGGUGCUGACAUUUCUGGCAGCGUGGGAACACUAGAGAGAUCAUUUUGUACCAUGCAUCUUAUGUAUACGCUAGACGAGAGUGGGAACAGGAUAUACACUCUGAACAAAACAACGAAUACAGGCCGAAUCACCAAGUCUGCACACCCAGCACGUUUCUCGCCCGAUGAUAAAUUCUCGAGGCACCGUGUUACUCUUAAAAAGCGCUAUGGUGUCCUGUUAACUCAGCUCCCUAGCAAGCCUAUGUGAAGGGUUUGGCGUCUGCCGGAUAAAAUCGCAUCCGAGCACCAUCCCCACCUCUGCCGAAUUAUACCUCGUCGCACGAGUUAUAGAGUACGCCGUGUAAUAACAUGUUCUCGUGGUCCCAUUGUUAAGCCGUUGCUGUUGGGUGUU